Messenger RNA from Macrobrachium nipponense, 4580 nucleotides. Its product is annotated as latrophilin-like protein LAT-2. Gene Ontology annotation, molecular function: G protein-coupled receptor activity. The record is from RefSeq and is a predicted model, not a curated record. The coding region runs from base 461 to 4174 and encodes 1237 amino acids. The transcript is spliced from 21 exons. Gene Ontology annotation, biological process: cell surface receptor signaling pathway; adenylate cyclase-activating G protein-coupled receptor signaling pathway. Lineage: Eukaryota; Metazoa; Arthropoda; Malacostraca; Decapoda; Palaemonidae. Gene Ontology annotation, cellular component: plasma membrane.
AAACGACCACAACAGACCUGCAACAAACUCAACAGAGCCUGAAACGACCACAACAAAACCUGUUACAAACUCAACAGAGCCUGAAACGACCACAACAGAACCUGCAACAAACUCAACAGAGCCUGAAACGACCACAGCAGAACCUGCAACAAACUCAACAGGGCCUGAUACAACCUCAACAGACCCUGAAACGACCACAACAGAACCUGCAACAAACUCAACAGAGCCUGAAACGACCACAACAGAACCUGCAACAAACUCAACAGAGCCUGAAACGACCACAACAGAACCUGCAACAAACUCAACAGACCCUGAAACGACCACAACAGGACCUGCAACAAACUCAACAGAGCCUGAAACGACCACAACAGACCCUGCAACAACCUCAACAGAGCCUAAAUCAACCUCUGUAGGGCCUUCGAUUUAUCGGUACACAAUACACUCCGAUUUCACAGCUUCAAUGCAGUACCAUCUAACACCUUCCUGCACUCUGCCAAAUUCCUUCGCUUUAGUCAGCUACUGGUGCGAUGGAAAACAACAAUGUGAAGGAACAAUAAACGAACGACUCCAUACCUAUUUUGUCGCCAGCAAUGGAUGCAGACAAAGUGACAUUAAAAGAUUUAGCCAAAUUAUUAUUGCAAGUGAUACUAAUAAGCCUAGCCUGCAGUGCAAAGGGAAUUUUAUUUUAUUCUCCCACGAUUUUUCUGGUGAACUUACCUGCUAUGGACCCUAUCAAAACCAGACGAAGUACUCGAACUUUGACGACGCACGUAAAGAGUGUUUGAAUUUUGGUGGGGACCUGGCAUUCAUCAUUAGUAACCCAUCCUUCACAGAUUUCAUAAAUCAAAACUUUCGCAACGAAGUAUUAUGGGUAUUAGGUACUGCCCAGAACACGGCAAGACCUCCCAUGAUUUACAGCACCAGGGCUGACAGAGCUUACUUAGAUACAAACCAUAACUCUUCAGUUCAUCUCUGCUUUGAGGAUUGUGAGGAUCAUCGGGCCCGUCCUCUCUGCGCUAUUCCUCCCACCUAUGUCCCUUUGGAGAGGAUAACAAAUGCUGGUUCUUAUCCGGACAUAUGCCCCGAACAUUUCUGCAAGAACAAUGGCACUUGCUACCCAGUCUCUUACACCCCCGGCGUUGGAAUCGGGAACAGCAGUUUUAUCUGUCGGUGUACCCCGAAGUUUUCUGGUCUGCAGUGUGAUGUCAGGGACAGUCGGAUACAUGAGGAAAUACUUGAACCAGAGGAUGACAUUUAUUACAUCACAGGAAUGAAGGAAGGCCCGAUCAAGAUAGAGCUCGGCUAUUUUGGCCGAAUAGCUGAGGGUGAUGAUGAAUUCCUCGGCUGUUACGCCAAAGGAGCAACAGCCAUACUGCGACUGAAGUGUGAGGGUCAAACCAGUUGCAGCAUAUCUCGACGUGAUCUUCAGAAUCACCUCAGCUCUACAUGCCAUCCAAAUAUUCCCCAAGAGCUGAGAGUAAGGAUAUCAUUUCACGAUAUGAAUGCUACAGAACUUUCAUGCGAAUUAAAUGGGGAAUACUACAGUAAAACCGGCACUUGCUUCACGAUGGUUCCCUUAGCAGAAGAAAAAGCAAUCACAGCAGAUGACGCCAAGUUUCUGUGCAACUCACUGGGAGGAAACUUAGCCUAUCAUUACGGCGACCUGGAAUUGUGUGUGGACGGUAACUUCUCCCUCUGGACUGUCGAUUUCGAAGAAUCCAAGACACCCAAUUUCAGGCUGGAUGUAGGCAGUGGAGUGGUCAUGCACUGUGGUUUGAACAUAACCAGUGGGGUUCUCUGUGAGAUGCCGCCUGUAGCCACAUACCGCACAACAACCUCCACAACUACAAUGACAACAACCACCACCACAACAACAACAACAACCACAACUACAAUGACAACAACCACAACACUAGGUACAACUGACAAGCCAAUCACAGAUUGCCCACAAAUUAAACCCUUGCCUGACCUCUAUCCUGAUUAUGAAUGGCCCUCAGCAACUCCUGGCACCCACACCAUUCAAAAGUGUCCAGAAGGAACUGACGUCACGGGAUCUAAUGUGACCUGGUACUGCAACAAACGUGGGGAAUGGGAUGGCCUUCCGGAUUUCAGCCACUGCAAGACUCUGGAUCUGAGUGAUUGGGAAAACGCGCUAAAUGACACGUCCAGUAACACCACAGCCGGAGAAACAUUGGACCAAGUUGCCGACAACAUCACUGACGCAACCAUUGGCGCUGGUGACGUGGUUGAACUAGUGAAUCUGAUGUCUGUGGCCAAGACAAAACACGAGAGCGACAUGGCCAAAGUCUCCGAGGAGCAGAAGCUGAACAUCACCGACGAUUACGCAAACUCACUGACGAGAAUCUCCUCAAAACUCCUCGACAAUUCUACUGUAGAAAUAUGGGGAGGAAUUCCUGUAGACAAGCGACUGGAUUCUGGAAACCAGCUUCAGGAUCAACUGAAAGUAUCAGUGACUGAAGUCUCGUUACUUUUGGCGAAUCAGUCCAGAAUAUACAAUGCCAGCGCAAUAUAUAUUUUGGCCGAACAGUAUUCUUCUGAGCGCUACGUCGAUCCUAAAAAUCGUACCUUCUCUCAUCCAACGAUGAUUGGUACGGUUGUCGAACUACCGCACAAUUUUUACAGCUCCCUGCCCAACAAGAGCCAAGUGGCAGUGUCUUUCACUGCCUAUGAUACGCUGCACAGGAUCUUAAACCCAAAUUCCAAUAGUACACCAGCCGAUGAUGGUUUAUCUGAGGGCAUUGUCAAUUCUCCAGUCAUAGGCCUAACGGUCGGAAACAGCUCUUGGCAAGCCAAAGAUGGUCAGCUAGUGAAUAUCACUUUCAAGCAUAUUUUCUCAGGAGAAGUAUACAAUCUAUCCGCAGGCGGGAGAUGUGCUUGGUGGGACUCAAAUGGAAAGAUUUGGAAUGAGAGCGGCUGCAGCCUUGCGGCAGGUGGCGAGAAUGAAUCUUUUACCUUCUGUUCUUGUGACCAUCUUACCAACCUGGCAGUGAUCAUAGACAUCAAUGGCCUGAUCCCAGAAGUUAUAAUAACAAUAACGAAAUGGAUCACCAUCAUUGGCUGCUCCAUCUCUAUUGUGUGUCUGUUUCUGGCCAUAGUGACUUUGGCAUUGAUGGUGAAAAACUGCAAGGGAAUCUCACGUAAUACCUUCAUUAUCCAUCUGAACUUUUGCUGUUGUCUCUUCAUCACUGAGAUCGUUCUCAUGGCUGGACUGGACGCAACGCAGACAACGGUGGGUUGCGCUUCCAUUGCUGGUUUACUCCAUUUUCUCCUUCUUGUGACUUUCGGUUGGAUGGGAGUCGAGGGAAUUAAUGUCUACUUGCUUCUGAUCAAGGUCUUCCAAACAAACAGGUCCCCUAUGAAGUUCUAUUACGCGUUUGCCUACGGGAUCCCAGCAUUCAUCGUCAUCAUAUCCGUCAGUGUGACGCAAGGCAAGGGUUAUGGUACAAAGGGAUACUGUUGGCUGGACUACAAAACAGGUCUCACCUGGGCAUUUGGUGCCCCAGCACUGAUCAUUCUUUUGACUAACCUGGUGAUAUACAUCAUGAGUGUCAGAGUUCUUCAUAAAGCGCCAAUCACAACAGCAACGGGAAGACAAAACAGGAAAUUACUGCAGAGGGAGACUAGGUCAAGGGAGGCGAAGAAAAAGCAGCUCAAAGGAUCUUUCACCCUUGCUGUCAUUAUGGGGAUCACCUGGUUGAUUGGGUUCCUGUUGCUAUUUAAGGGAAUGGCAUGGACAGCUAUUGUUUUCACGACAGUUAAUUCCUUACAAGGGGCGGCGCUAUUCAUAGUCUUGAUCAUCAUCCCUGAUCUCACGAGAAAGGAAUUUCUCCGAAUAUUACCCUGGUGUAAUAAGUGUGAGGGUGAGCGUUGGCAGACGAAAUGGAACAUCAAAAGGCAUCACAAGAGAGUAAAAUAUCUGGAACACAAGAGACGGUCCAGCACCCCAACUUUUAUGGAGUCCAGACUAUCAUGUACCUUGAGCGAAAAUUAUUCGGACCUGGAGUCUUUUACUUUCUCCAUCCGACGUCCCAGAUUGAGGACCCACUCCAGCGCAGGUCCAGUGCCCACUCAUCCGAGAGGAUCUGGGGAACUGGAUCUUCACACCAGAAAGGACAUCGAACGACUGGGCGGCGAUUUUCAAAGGCGUUACUGAUCGCAGGCGUGGAAUGAAACGGUUCCAUACAAACACCACUCGUGAUGGCAACACAAUCGGCAUUGCCAUCCAUCAAGCUGGCAAUUUUCAUUCUGAUGGCAGUCACCGCUUCAGCGAAAUCUGCUGCCAGACUGAAAUACGCCCGGCCGAAAAAUCAGACGUUUAUCAGGAUUGCCGCAGAAACGGUGAGGGAAAGGGCUGUCUAUGAUGUCCGUAUCACCUAAGAACGUUUUUCUUGUUUUUCAAUCUAGAAACAUUUGAAGGAUUGUCGCAGAAACGGUGGGUGUUGCUGAAGAGUGUUCUGUUCUCUUGGUUAAGGGAUACGUUUGCCGGAUUGCCGUAGAUGAUGCCAGUAUCACAAAAGAACGUUUAUUUCUUGAAGCUUUUACAGGAUUGCUGCAGAAAC